Molecule: messenger RNA, 1183 nt
Organism: Mya arenaria
Lineage: Eukaryota; Metazoa; Mollusca; Bivalvia; Myida; Myidae
Product: fatty acid hydroxylase domain-containing protein 2-like
Exons: 6
Coding region: 177-1001 (274 amino acids)
Biological process (GO): sterol biosynthetic process
Molecular function (GO): iron ion binding; C-4 methylsterol oxidase activity
Source: RefSeq, a predicted model, not a curated record
UAUUUACUACAUGUACAAUUGCUCCCGGUUUGCGACAAUUUGAGAUAAACGUAUUUGACUGUGUUGUGUUGAUAAGUUCACAAUCAGUAAUGUGGGAUAUAAUAACCGACUUCUUGUUUAUUUGGAUUACACAUUUCGAAGAUAUUGAUUGUACUCCUUAAUAAAACGUUUUUGAAAUGGAUACAGUUGGCGCUCUAAGGCUGCCUUAUCGUGUUCAAGAGGCAGUGGACAGUAUGUCAUGGACAGAGGGGCGGGACAUCAUCAUCUGUCUGAACGUGGUGUUCAUGCUGUCAUUCUGGUCGGUAGGACUUGCCUUUCUCUACGUUGACGUCUACCAGAGGCCCCGCUGGAUGCUCAAGUACAAGACGCAGCCAGGCAAAAACCAACCGGUGAACAGGAAGGAGCUGCGGCGGUUGAUCCGGCAGCUGGCGGUGAAUUACGUUGUGGUGGGCAUGCCGUACGCACUGAUUCACUACUUCCUGCACAAGAUGCGCGGCAGCGACUUGUCCUUUACCCCACCCCAUUGGCACGAAUUCCUUGUUCAUUUCUUCGUGUGUGUUCUCAUGGAGGAGGUCACAUUCUACUAUUCACAUAGGUUGCUACACACGGGUUUCCUGUACCGCCGAUUUCACAAGGUGCACCACGAGUGGACAGCCCCUAUCGGCCUCGGCGCCGUGUAUGCACAUCCGGUCGAAUUCGCAUUUGGCAACCUCAUGACGCUCGCUUCCGGUCCUCUCGUUACAGGAGCAUGUCAUGUGACGACGAUGACGUGGAUCGGGUUGGCAACAGCUGUGACGAUUAUCCACCACAGCGGUUACCAUUUGCCGCUCCUACCCUCGCCCGAGUUUCACGACUACCACCACCUCAAGUUCACGGGUAACUAUGGCUUACUGGGCGUUCUGGACCGGCUUCACAAAACGCUCAGUCCCAACUUCCGGAGGAGCAAACAGGGCCGUCGGGACCACGUCAUCAUCUCCGCCGCCCAGAUGGUCGCCAAGUGACGUCACAACAUCACGUGUUUGCCUGCCCCGAUAUACAUGCAUCAGUAUGCCAUAUUGACACGUGCUCCAAAUUCGUACCAAAGACUUAUUUUAGUUGUGUAUGUUAUAUUUCUAUUUUAGUUGUGUAUGUUAUAUUUCUAUACAACAUUUAUGAAAAAAAAAAUAACAAAUAAGAUAUGUUA